AUGACGCAAAAUAAUGGAACGCUGGACGAUUACGCGUGUUCACAAGGAUUGAUUUUGCCAUUGAUCAACGAAUUCACGUGGUCGGUGGAAAUGCAAGCGUUUCUCUAUCUGCUCGGUCUCCUUUACUGUUUCAUGGGCGUCGCCAUCAUCGCCGAUAUCUUUAUGGGCGCCAUCGAGAAAAUCACUUCCACAACGCGCAAGGUGUAUCUAUCAAGAGGUGGAUCUCAAGAGCCUGAAAUGGUUGAGGUGCGCAUCUGGAACGGUACGAUCGCCAAUUUGACCUUAAUGGCACUCGGCUCAUCAGCACCUGAAAUCUUAUUAUCUAUUAUAGAAAUUGUGGGGAAUAAUUUCGAAUCGGGCGCUUUGGGUCCGGGUACGAUUGUCGGCUCUGCCGCUUUCAAUCUGAUGGGCAUUAGCGCCGCUUGUAUUCUUGCCAUUCCUGGUGUCGAAUCACGAAAAAUCAAAGGACUUCGAGUAUUCGCCGUCACAGCCGUGUUCAGUAUCUUUGCCUACCUCUGGUUGAUCAUCGUGUUAGUGGGAAUCAGUGAAGCCAUUCUCGAUGGACUUGCACUCACCAAAGACGGACAGGUGGAUCCCAACGUUUUAGCCAAAUGGGUCCGACAAGCCUCGCUCAGAGGUCUCAGUGGAGAGGACGCUGCUAAAUUGGCUGCAUACAAGUGA
This is a messenger RNA of Daphnia magna, 681 nucleotides long. RefSeq names its product sodium/calcium exchanger 2-like. The transcript has 5 exons. Gene Ontology annotation, cellular component: membrane. The coding region runs from base 1 to 681 and encodes 226 amino acids. The record is from RefSeq and is a predicted model, not a curated record. NCBI's taxonomy places the organism in Eukaryota, Metazoa, Arthropoda, Branchiopoda, Diplostraca, Daphniidae. Gene Ontology annotation, biological process: transmembrane transport; metal ion transport.